Molecule: messenger RNA, 1808 nt
Organism: Osmia bicornis bicornis
Lineage: Eukaryota; Metazoa; Arthropoda; Insecta; Hymenoptera; Megachilidae
Gene: MRG15
Product: mortality factor 4-like protein 1
Exons: 6
Coding region: 468-1553 (361 amino acids)
Biological process (GO): chromatin organization; regulation of DNA-templated transcription
Cellular component (GO): NuA4 histone acetyltransferase complex; nucleus
Source: RefSeq, a predicted model, not a curated record
AUAAAAGUAAGACCUAUCAUUCGUUGAGACUCGAUUUUAAAUUUAAGUUCGUUCUGAUAGUUUCGCGUGAAAAAGUUCCGUUUCACGUUCAAUGGAAAUUGUAUGCUUUGCAAAUGUCUAUAUCAAAAUAGCGAAUACUAUAGUAUACGCAGAAGAAAUAUUUUUUAUGUAUGUUUAAUACGUAUAAACGGUACGAUUGAGAGAAUAAAACGUCGAAACUUGAAUUUUUGAUCGUUACGAACGUAUAUGGAAUCAGUAGCGGAACACUUAAAACAUUUUAUGAAUUUUUGCAUGAAUAAAGUAAUCUUGCAAUAUUUUAUUAGAUAUAUUAUUUUAAUAAAAACUUUCAAUAACAGAAACGUCGAGGAAGGUGCAAAAACAUUGACCAUAAUGUGUUAAUUAUAUUGAAUAAAGUACCUUUUCUUAUACGGCGAAGUACGCAUGCGCGUGCGUUUGGUUCUGGUUAGAUGCGCGCCACCGGCGGCUUUCCGUCAGUCGUGCGCCGUCGGCUGUCGGGUGUAGGUGCGUCUUCUUGCGUUGUGUAUAUUUUGACGUUUUAUAUACAGAACGGGGAGAAGGUUCUAUGUUUCCAUGGGCCAUUAAUUUAUGAAGCAAAAUGUCUAAAGUCCUCCAUUACUAAGGAAAAACAGAUCAAAUAUUUUAUUCAUUAUGCUGGUUGGAAUAAAAACUGGGACGAGUGGGUUCCGGAAAGUAGAGUUCUCAAGUACAACGAGGCAAAUGUGCAGAGACAAAGAGAGGUUCAAAGAGCACAUUCUAAUCAACAAUCAGCACAAAAAACUAAGAAAGGCAGCACUUCCUCUAAAACUCAGGGACGUAGGAGUGAAGGUGUACGUGAAAAAGACACUGAUAGUAGAGCUAGCACUCCUGUUGCCACGGUUGACAAAGGUGUCAGCCGAUUUAGCAAAGGUACAAGCAGUAGUGUAACGCCAUCAUCCUCUCAUGAAUCUACAUCGGAAGCUCCUCGUAAAAAACGGAGCCGAUUAGAGCCAUCUGGUGAAACUGAAGAAUAUCUCACCAAAGUAGAGGUUAAAAUUAAGAUUCCAGAGGAAUUAAAAUUUGUACUUAUAGAUGAGUCUGAAGUUAUAUUAAAGCAUCAUAAAUUACCUGCUUUGCCUGUAAAGAAUACAGUUGACAAGAUCCUUGAUGAUUAUGUUGAAUCAAAAUCAUCAGGAAAAAAUGAUUCUGUCAGAGAAAGUACGUUAGAAAUAACUAAAGGAAUUCGUGAAUACUUCAAUAUAUCUCUAGGUUUACAGUUACUGUAUAAAUGGGAACGUCCACAAUUCAUUCAAAUUAUGAAUGAUAAUCCUGAAACACUGCCCAGCCAGUUAUAUGGUGCAUUUCAUUUAUUAAGGCUAUUUGUGAGACUCGGUGGAAUGUUGUCGUACACUACACUGGAUGAAAGAAGUAUACAAUUGCUGCUAUCCCAUUUUCACGAUUUUUUACAGUAUUUACAGAAAAACAAUGCUGAACUGUUCAAUUUGCAGCAAGAUUAUGCGGAUUCACCACCUGAUUAUCAUAGGAAAUAUGCCUAGAUUAGUAUAAAUAAACUGAUACAUUUAAUUACUUCAAGCAAUAAUGUAAUUUCAGAUUUAUUUUACAUGGCAGCUGCAAUAUUUGUUCGAAAAAAUAUGUGUACUGACAUUGUUGUAAUUACUUUUUAUACAAAAUAGGUUGUAAAGAAAUUGACAAAUUUUACACGUUGUUAAAUAUUAUCCAAAAGUAUUUUAAAUUGUAAACUCGAUCUUUUAUUUGACAUGUACAGAAAAAAUAUAAUACAUUUAACGCUA